Molecule: messenger RNA, 609 nt
Organism: Ramularia collo-cygni
Lineage: Eukaryota; Fungi; Ascomycota; Dothideomycetes; Mycosphaerellales; Mycosphaerellaceae
Exons: 4
Coding region: 1-609 (202 amino acids)
Source: RefSeq, a predicted model, not a curated record
AUGCAGCUCAUCAACCUCCUCGCAGCCACAGGCCUCGCCUCCGCCGCAGUCAUUGAGCGUGGCGCUUCCGUCAAGCAGGAAUACUACCUCAAGACCCACGUCAAGAGCGGCUACAACAGAUUCGAUAACCUAUACCUUGAAGCCUACCACACGGGCGCAGGUCUCAACGACGCAACAUUCAACAAAACCACUUCCACAGCCGCAAAGGGAUAUCUCGCCAACCCAGUCUAUGGGCACUCUUCAGCUACUUACAACCAACAAUUUGACCUCUUUGGUUAUGGCUACCAACUCGAAGUCGACUUUUCCCAAGUCCCAUACUCGCAAUGGCAGCCCGUGAGAAUCAACGCCGGAACUCAUGGGAAUGAGACUGGGAACUCGGGAUUCCAUACUUUCCUCACUCGUGAUACUGAGACGUUAGUGUGGGAUUCGGAGCCUCAGAAUUCCGAAUCUGCUGAUAAGAGUGGGCAGUUGUUUGGAGGUUGGAUUGUUUGUGACUGGUGGCACGGUGUGCCGCAGCUGUUUGUGAAACUUUAUCAGGACACGAAGAUUACGCUGCCGGAUACUUGUGCCGAGGUGGACUUGGUCAUGGAGAAGAUAUCGAAGAAGUAG